GUUCCCUGUCGAUUAUUAACUUCUACCGGAAACCAGAAUGUUAUUGGGCGUACCCAGUCAUUUCCUUGAACGAACGUGUUGGAAGCCUACUUUUUCAUUGAACAGAAAUUCGUGUUGACUGACCAGAGUCCGCGAAUUUCACGUCAUACGGUGACAUACAAGUGCAAUCGCCAUGACUGAGAAGCACACUUUUGGCGGUGAACCCAUCAGCUGUUAUUCAUUCAGCAAGGAUAGGAAUGGACUGGCAUUGUCUCUGAAUGACAACAAUGUGAACGUGUACAAAAAGCAGGGCGACUCUUGGACCGAGACUGGCUGUCUCACAGAACAUGGGCAGCGAGUCACAAGCAUUGACUGGGCUCCUAAAGCCAAUGUGCUUGUCACAUGUGGAGCUGAUCGUAAUGCCUACGUAUGGGAACUGAAGGGCGGGGAUUGGGUGCCACACCUGGUCAUCCUGAGGAUCAACAGGGCUGCAACCUUUGUUCGCUGGUCACCAGAUGAGAACAAGUUUGCAGUGGGGAGUGGAGCCAGGCUCAUCUCGAUCUGCUACUUUGAGAAAGAGAACAACUGGUGGGUGAGCAAGCACAUCAAGAAGCCUAUCAAGUCCACUAUCACCAGUUUGGACUGGCAUCCCAACAACAUCCUGAUUGCUGCGGGGUCCACUGACUUCAAAGCCAGGGUGUUUUCUGCCUAUGUGAAGGAAGUCGAGCCGAAACCCUCAUCCACUAACUGGGGCAGUAAGAUGACUUUUGGAAAUAUGAUGGCAGAGUUCUCAACUGGCGGAGGUGGUUGGGUGCACUCUGUGUCAUUCUCUGCGUCUGGUGAGAAGUUGGCCUGGGUGGGGCAUGACUCCAGUAUUGGCAUUGUGGAUGCUGCAAACGGCCAGAAGUUGUCAGUGGUCAAGGGGAAGGACCUGCCUUUCUAUGGCAUCACCUGGAUAACAGAGAACAGCCUCGUUGCCGUGGGUUUCGACUGCUGCCCCAAAAUCUUCACACAGAAGCCCAACGGAAACAUCGAGUUUGUGCAUGACCUUGACAUUCCCAAGGGCGCUGAUGAUAGCAAGAUGACAGCUAUGAGUCGUUUCAAGAAUCUUGACAAGCGUGGAGCAGCAGGGGCGGAGGCCACUACAGUGCUGAAGACUCAGCAUCAGAACACCAUCAUGCAGGUGUCAGAGUACAGUGGGGGGAAGGCCAACUGCAGCAAGAUAGCAACCUCCGGCGUGGAUGGUCAGCUCAUCAUUUGGGACAUCAAGAGUCUGGAGCGAUCCUUGGCCGGUCUGAAGAUUGCGUAACACCUCAACCAGCGUCUUUCAACAGUCACAGUGUAUGCAGUGACAUCUAUUAGCUGAUCUUCUAAUGUUGUACAAAUUGUAUAACCAAUGACCUUAGCAGUGUAACCAUAACUCUUCACUCCUGCAUGCAUGUGAACUGAGGUUUUCAAAUAUGAAAUCAAUCAAAAUUGGCUUUAAAAAUAACUAGAGGACUGUUUAUUUUUGUGAUAUUGCUUACAAUAAAGGCAAGAUGUAAUCCAAUUACUUUCUAAUUGGGAUGGUCAUUUUAGUGAGACUUCCAACACCUUUGCAGGACAUUCAACUUGCCAUUAUUAUGAAAUGUACUUUGUUGCAAUAUUUGACUGAACAACUACAUAUAUUAAAUCAUCUUCAUCAUUUACUGGUAUGCUUUUUUCUAUUUCGCAAACCAGUUUGUGAUCACUUAUGUAAUCAAUUUCUAUUCAAUAAACAAAGAUGUUAAGCUGUCAA
Molecule: messenger RNA, 1756 nt
Organism: Dreissena polymorpha
Lineage: Eukaryota; Metazoa; Mollusca; Bivalvia; Myida; Dreissenidae
Product: actin-related protein 2/3 complex subunit 1A-A-like
Exons: 13
Coding region: 173-1288 (371 amino acids)
Biological process (GO): Arp2/3 complex-mediated actin nucleation
Cellular component (GO): Arp2/3 protein complex; actin cytoskeleton
Molecular function (GO): actin filament binding
Source: RefSeq, a predicted model, not a curated record